This is a messenger RNA of Wasmannia auropunctata (little fire ant), 3149 nucleotides long. RefSeq names its product cholinephosphotransferase 1 (gene bbc). Gene Ontology annotation, cellular component: endoplasmic reticulum membrane; Golgi apparatus. Lineage: Eukaryota; Metazoa; Arthropoda; Insecta; Hymenoptera; Formicidae. The transcript is spliced from 11 exons. The record is from RefSeq and is a predicted model, not a curated record. Bases 335 to 1849 code for a protein of 504 amino acids. Gene Ontology annotation, molecular function: ethanolaminephosphotransferase activity; diacylglycerol cholinephosphotransferase activity. Gene Ontology annotation, biological process: phosphatidylethanolamine biosynthetic process.
GUGUGUGACGACUCACGGACGUCCGACGAGACUGGUGGUGAGUGGUGAUGAGAUUGCUUGCAGUGCUUGCCGCGGAGCGCGCAGAAAUGUCGCACGCGUAAACCGCGCGACGGUCGCUUGUUAUGUUUGACCGUCCCGCCGCGGGUGAUCCCGGUGAUAGUCGUCGCGUCUCCGUCGCAGGAACGACCGCAGCAGCCCGAUCCAGCGGACCUCGUCAUCACGGUCAUCCCGUCUCCUUCCUCGCCGCCUCCCCGCUGUUGCCGCGCUCGGCGCCCACGGUUCGGUGACACGACACGGCGUCGUCCCGGUGCGACCCGCGCGCACCAGAAGCAGCAUGCAGUUCUACAAGGACAGGCUGCUGUCGCCCGGUCAGCUGAAGCGGCUCAGCGAGCACAAGUACAGCUGCACGAGCAACAGCCUCCUCGACGGCCUCCUGCAGCCAUGGUGGGACUGGCUGGUCAGCAAGGUGCCGCUCUGGCUCGCGCCCAACCUCAUCACCGUGCUCGGCCUGAUCGUCAACAUCGCCACCACCCUGAUCCUCGUCUACUACAGCCCGGACGCGAGGGCCGAGGCACCUAGAUGGGCAUGUUUUUUAUGUGCACUCGGUCUGUUUAUAUAUCAGAGUUUAGACGCUAUCGACGGUAAACAGGCAAGGAGAACCGGCACGUCUACACCCUUGGGCGAGUUGUUUGACCAUGGAUGUGAUUCGAUAUCGACAGUGUUUGUAGCUUUGUCGGCGUGUAUAGCUGUACAAUUAGGAUACUACCCAACAUGGAUGUUUUUCCAGUGUUUCUGCGCAAUGACACUUUUCUACUGCGCUCAUUGGCAGACAUAUGUGUCAGGUUCCUUGAGAUUUGGUAAAGUGGAUGUAACGGAAGCACAGUUUACAAUCAUAGCUAUUCAUCUGAUUUCCGCAAUCUUCGGUCCACAAAUCUGGAUGAUAGAGAUACCAUUCUUAGAUGGUUUUAUGUUUAAGUAUUUAUUAGGAGUUAUGACAGUGGUGUGUGCACUGGCAAAUUUGUAUUCCAUAUUUUCGGUGAUUUUCACCGGAGGAGUGGGCAAGAAUGGUUCCACUGUGGCUAUCCCUGUACUCGGUGUAGGCACGUUGAAUAACUACAUAGCAGUGGUCUUUUAUGCAGGCUACGUUCACGUGUUCCUUGAAUUCUGUAAAGUCUUUGAAUCUGGUGGGAUUGGAAAAAACGGUUCCACAAUUGCAUUGCCAUACACUGGCACAGAGGUGAAGGUGUUUCCGUUAUGGGCUGCUGUGGGCAUCGCUAUUUUACUUGCACAGAGCAGCAUAUCCGUCAUUCUCGCCGGUGGUGUCGGAAAAAAUGGCUCCACCGUCGCAGGAACGUCAGUUUUAUCGCCAAUUAUACCAUUUAGUUUUGUGGUAGUGCCGGCUUUUAUAAUAUAUAGAAAAAGCGCCGAACACGUCUACGAAAACCAUCCAGCUUUGUAUAUACUCGCGUUCGGAAUGGUGGCGGCCAAAGUUACGAAUAGACUAGUGGUUGCUCAUAUGACGAAAAAUGAGAUGCAAUACUUGGACAGUUCGUUAAUUGGACCAGCUAUGCUGUUCCUUAAUCAAUAUUUCAACUUUUUCAUCAAAGAAUACUACGUUCUUUGGCUGUGUUUCAUCUGGGUCACUCUGGAUCUCUUCCGGUAUAGUGGUCAAGUGUGUCUUGAAAUAUGCGAUCACAUGAAGAUCAAGCUGUUCAGGAUACCCCUCAACCACCACACAGGCACUAUCCAGGCUAACGCCGCCGAGAAAAAUGUUCACAUGAUGGUGGAGGAAGAGCCGCUGUUAGACGAGGAAUACCAUCACGGAUCCGACACGGCCGUCGACCUCUGAUAUAUUAUAUUAGACUUAAAGCUAUUGGUUUCUCGAUCGGCCACACGCGCGACCACACGACUCGAAACGAUCGCGAUAACGUCGUACGAGACUGCGGAAAAAAAUAAUAAUAAAAGGUUCGCGUUCGAUCUCGCGGGAUAUCCCGUUAUAUUGCUGGCCAACACCCGCGAGAUCCGCGCGCGCGGCGACGAUUGCACGAGGAAUGAAACUUAUUGUGUGUCUCGCACAGAUGCAUGGUGGUACCUCGCAUACGUGCUCGCACAUGCAAAAGAGAUUUGUCCCGCAUCUCCCUUUUAUAUCGCAAUAUUUUGUACGUGCCGUUUCAAUAUUUACAUAUACAUAUACAAUUACGUUAGAUUUCUCGUCGGAAACAGUACAAAAAAAAGCGAGCAUUAGCGAUUUACGGUUGAACCGAUACGAUUGUACCGAGCCUACGAGCGGAAUCGCUUUUUUUUCUUGUUACACGUGUGCGCCUGUGUCGGCUACUUAAAUGGCAUUACUUAAAUGGAUGGGAGGAGAAUAUAUUCCGCAAUAUAUUACGGGUGUAGCUUUUCGUGCAAUGCGCGACAUUCGAUCGGCGAACUUAAAGUUACUAAUUAUAGCUUAUAUCGUAGAUGCGUCGAAAUCAACGAAUUUUGUCUCGUUAAGAGAUCUCGUUAAAGAGGAUUCCCUGCAGAUAUCGAUGAAAUGUAUUCGGAAUAUGAAGGAUUGUUGAGGCAUUUUUUGAUUGAAACAUAGAAGCGAUAUUUUGACUUGCUGAUAAUAUUUGCCGUUUGAAUACGAACGCUGGUGAACGCUGCAGGAACGAGUGCUUCUUUCUUGCGUGCGAAUAUCGGCAGAAAGCUGUUGGCAUCUAUUUUAUACAGUAACAAUUAUGUAAUCACAACGUAAGGAGACGCAACUCCGAAAGCCUGAUGCAGGAAAUCGUUAAAUAUAUGUAUAAGCUAGUAAGACGAACACUACAGUAUUACGAAUGUUAAUCGUAGCUUUUAAUUCUUUCGCGUGACUGUAUUUUCAAUGUGUCGAAAUUAUUUUGCACGUUCUUUCUUUACUCGCAGCAGAGAUUAUAAAUCUAUCGCACUAACGUUAGAUUUGUUAAGUUCUCACGAACGCUAUAGAGAUUUUUUGUCUGUCAUCUCGAAACGAUUAUAGAUUUGCUAAUCUGUCUAAUCUGUGGUGUUCUACACAUAGCGUGAGGUAAUUGCUGUCCUAAGACGCUCCUAUCUCAGUCAACGAAAUCGCGUAAUUUAUUAAUUAUAAAAUUCAUAUGGUAUAUUUAAUAAAAUUUAUACAAGCGCGA